AAAAAAAAAAAAUCUUCGAUUUGACGAAACACCCAAGAGCUGUUCCGUCGGGGGUGUUUCGUUUCAAGUCAUCGUUCCGAUAAUUCCAGAGGAGUCUGCGGAUAGAGAGAGGAGAGAAGAGGAGCUCGCCCCCUUGUGAAAUCUCCAGGGCAGAGCAGGUAAAGGGACCAAUUUCAGGGGUUUUUUUGGACCACCUAUUACUGAUUCCAGAUUCCAGAGCUAGAGAUCGAUUCUGGAGUUUAAAAUCUUUGGCCUUCAACGUUUUGAGAAGAUAUUUGUUCGUAACCGUCAUAUAUUCCCUUAAAAGCUCUUCAUCAUCGUUGCACUGUGAAAUAGCUCAUAGAGAGAGUUAUCCUCAGUGCCCUGUGAAACCCUAAAAGGAAGAUUCAGAGAGAGAGAGAGAGACUUUUUGGCACACAGAGCACGGUUCGUUGAUUUUUUUUUUUUUGGCACGCAGAGCAGAGACACUCGUACUACCCAAUUCGUCGGCUUCUUCACCUGAGAAUCAGAAAAAAUGGCUGACAAACCAAGCCGAGGUUUGGUGUUGUAUGGUGAUGGGUUGGUGCGUCUAAUUUCUCCUUCACAUACCAACCUCCAUUCUCUAGCAGCUCGGGGAAUUUGCGGCUUCUUGUCCCUUCCACAUCCCCUUCAUGCAGAAACCGAGGAUGAGAGAGUGGUUAGAGAGUUGGCUCAACUAUUGGAUUCCGAUUAUUCUUACAUCAACAAUGAUGGAGAGUGUGCUCCCACAAUUGAAUAUCAGAAAACAUCCUUUUCACCAACUAUUUCAGAGAAGUUCAUGGGACUGAGAGCUGCUAUUUUGACUACCAGUUCAAACGUGAAAUCUUUUGGAAGAAACCUUGGCUUCACAGUGUUUGAAUUUAAUGAGUUGACCAGUGAAUCUCCCCAUGAUGUUUUAGUCUCUGAAAUAUUGAAGUUACUGGGUUUUCAUGAGGGAAGGAUGUUAGAAACAAGCCAAUUUGAUUUAGUGUUUGUGCAUGUCGGGCAUGUUGGGAAGGAAAAUGAACUAGAUUGGCUCAAUGCUUUGGUUGGAGGAAUUAUGGAAACAGCACAACCUGGAUCAGAAGUUGGUUCCUGUCUUUACUUCUCUGUUGUCAUGAGCUAUGGGACUCUGUCUAAUGAUGAGGAUCCAAAUUUAACAAUUUUGGUCUCACACAAGGAUACAAACUCCAGUCUUUCAUUCCUUGUCCCUAAUCAAAGUUACACUAUGAAAGGAGGGAAUUUACUGAAUAACAUUAGGCACCAUUGUCCAAUGUUAAUUGCACAGUGGCAGGAGGCUGUAACUAGGAAGGAUAUGGUGGAAACAUUUUCGUUUGAGGAAUUUAAGGAGCACGGUGCAAACCUUGCUAUUCCUGCGAACCGGUUUUUGCAUGAGGUGGCAUUUAAGCUUUGGAAGGCCCCUAAAUAUGGAGCAUGAGGUUAUUCUCACAUAUCCAAAAUUGAGUAGGAAUUUUGUUCAAUAUUGCCAACCUAAUCAAGAACAAAGUUUUUUUUUUGUCUGUCAAAAUAGAUUUCCAUCCUUUUGUCAUUCAAAAGAACAUAAGCUGUUUGCAUUCGUUGUAUCGUUUGUAAUCAUGAGGUAAGUUCUUGCACUUCUAUGAAAAGAACCAUCCACGAGGAAUGAAAAAGAAAAGAGUUGUGUAGCUUCCUGGAA
This is a messenger RNA of Macadamia integrifolia, 1672 nucleotides long. RefSeq lists its product as uncharacterized. NCBI's taxonomy places the organism in Eukaryota, Viridiplantae, Streptophyta, Magnoliopsida, Proteales, Proteaceae. The coding region runs from base 515 to 1435 and encodes 306 amino acids. The transcript is spliced from 9 exons. The record is from RefSeq and is a predicted model, not a curated record.